Messenger RNA from Phymastichus coffea, 1606 nucleotides. RefSeq names its product surfeit locus protein 4 homolog (gene Surf4). Gene Ontology annotation, biological process: Golgi organization. The transcript is spliced from 3 exons. Gene Ontology annotation, cellular component: endoplasmic reticulum-Golgi intermediate compartment; endoplasmic reticulum; membrane. The coding region runs from base 160 to 969 and encodes 269 amino acids. NCBI's taxonomy places the organism in Eukaryota, Metazoa, Arthropoda, Insecta, Hymenoptera, Eulophidae. The record is from RefSeq and is a predicted model, not a curated record.
GUGUGUGAGUACGAGAGAAGACUGCUGCGCUGGAGACUGCUGCUGAAGAACGAGAGCCCCGCGCGUAUAUACGUGUAUGGCUGUGUAUUUUUUUUUAACUUUUUUGAAAUAAGAAUUCAGCGUCGAGUGCAAGCGGGCUCGCAGUCAAGUUAGGACACAAUGAAUCAACAGGAGGUCAUGUCUAAGGCGGAGGAAGUAGCCGACCAGGUGAUUAGAAAUGGAAAGCAUGUGCUUCCAACGAUGGCUCGACUUUGCCUUAUCGCUACAUUCCUGGAGGAUGGUCUACGUAUGUGGUUCCAGUGGAGUGAGCAGAGGGAAUACAUGGACAUGUCUUGGGGCUGUGGAAAAUUUUUGGCCACAAUGUUUGUUUUGAUAAAUUUAGUAGGACAGCUUGGUGGAUGUGUCAUGGUUCUUGGAAGGAUGAAAGUUACCAUAGCAUGUGGAGUUCUCUUCUUCAUUGUCAUUUUACAGACCUUAGCAUACAGCAUUCUCUGGGAUAUGCAAUUUCUAUUCAGGAACCUGGCUCUUAUUGGGGCCCUGCUACUUGUAUUGGCAGAGUCUAAAGCUGAAGGCAGAUCUUUAUUUGCUGGUGUACCUUCUUUGGGCGAAAAUAAGCCAAAAAAUUUGUUGCAACUAGCAGGGCGAGUGUUGCUGGCAUUCAUGUUUAUCACACUUAUAAGAUUUGAAUGGUCCUUUAUUCAAAUCAUUCAAGAUGUCCUUGGAGGAAUUAUGAUGGUUCUUGUGACUAUUGGAUACAAGACAAAGCUGAGCUCCUUAUUGCUCGUACUUAUACUGACAGCUCUUAACUUUUACCAUAAUGCUUGGUGGGCCGUUCCAGACUACAAACCUCUCAGAGACUUCCUUAAGUAUGAUUUCUUCCAAACUCUUUCUGUGAUUGGAGGCUUAUUGAUGAUUGUAUCAUUGGGGCCUGGUGGUGUUUCCAUGGAUGAGCAUAAAAAAAAGUGGUAGAGGUGUAGAGGAGAUUGAAUUAGAGACCUUCCAUUCCUGUUAUAUAUGAGCUCAACCUGUCAAUCAGAAUGUUUUGAUACACAAGUGAGAAGUUUGAAAAAAGUAUGCAGUGUGCAGAGUGAUUUGUAAUAAGUCUGCUGUAAUGGAGUUUCAGAUUAUUUAUGAAUACUGCUACUCUUAUCUACAAAGAAUCAAGGCACUUGAGAAUAAAAGUUUAAUUAUGCUGAGGAAUGACGAGAUGCCUUAAAUAUUGAGGAAAAAAAAUAACAAUGGACAAAGACUAAUUUAUGAUAUAUAACAAAUAGUAGUUUGUAAAUAAUGAAAGACAUUUGUCAUAAAAAUGAUUUCCUUUGGCACAUUUUAAAACUUUUACUUCUUUUUUUUUAUUGUGGAAAUCUGUUUUUUUUUAAUCAAAUUGAAAUUUUUAAAAUAAUUAAAUUUUUUCAUAUAAUAUUUGCAUAGAUUGUGUUAUUUUUGUUAUGUUUGUUAGUUGUGACCCUGUUGAUAGAAAAUCAAAUUCUGAAUCCUUGUAAAUAAAUUCUCAGUUUCAUUAAUUGGUAAGCUACUUAUCGAAUAGGUGCAGCUGGGUGUAAGGUUCUAUAUGAAGUCUAUAAAUAAUUCUCUAAAAUAAACGUUG